This is a messenger RNA of Nomia melanderi (Alkali bee), 7135 nucleotides long. The record is from RefSeq and is a predicted model, not a curated record. Lineage: Eukaryota; Metazoa; Arthropoda; Insecta; Hymenoptera; Halictidae.
GGCCAAGUUGUUGGAGUCAUCCCACGCUUGGCUCGGAGCCUCCACGUCGAGUAUAGCAGCUGACUAUACGACCCUGCUGAAGCUGAAGGCGCCCACGUGGACGCGGCACGAUCUCCAGGAAGCGAUCGAGGCCGUGGUCACUCAGAAGAUGCGAUUCACCCAGGCGUCGACCAAAUACGGGAUACCGAAAGGCACCCUCUACGACAACAUCCUCGGGAAGACGAAGCGAAUGAUGGUCCUCGAAGAGGCGGGCCUGAACUCGAGCGAGGAGACGGCCGUGCUCGAGUUCUGCUGCGACAUCAGCGUCAGCCCGUACAACCGUCGCACGAAAAAGUCGCUGAACGCGAUCCUGAACUUCGUGGAGAAACUCAGACGGAAGCGCGAACCGGGCUUCGUGUUCAACGGUCUCUCGGGUUUCCGUUGGUGGUGGGCUUUCUGCAAAAAGCACUCGAUAGUCUCGCUUUAUUUCAAUGACGAAAACGAGAACGAUCAAUGAGAUCGGUGAACCGCGUGUUUCGUUUCGUUUCGUUUCGUCUGGUCUCGUCACAUCGCCUUGAACCUCGUCGCGGUCCGCGUCUUCCGUCGAGAGCACCAAUGUCCCCCUUCGACCAACGACCGUGCCUUCAUUCCAGAUACUUUCUCGUGAUCCGUCGGCGCGCGGCAAUUAACUUGCAGCGAUCGCGGUUAGAAUUCUUCGACCAUAUAUUUCACAUUCCACGCGCAUUCCCCGUACCCCCGAACGAAACCGUUCCGAAGGUCUCGUUUGAAAUCGGCGACCACUCUCUGCAGCAGGACCAAUAGCGAACACGAUAAAUUAUAGCAAUAAUAGCGCUAAUGAUUACGUUUAUAGUAAUAGGAAUAAUAAUAUAUUAUCCGCGUUGUCGCGGCUAACGAUCGUACCAGCGAUAAUAUAGUGCCUUUUCCCCGACGUCUUCCACUCGAAUAGAAUUUAUCGUAAAUUCGAUCCUCCGAUCGUAGUCCCCGACUCGACUCUCGUCGCUCGCGAACGGAUCUAUCGAUUAACGCGCGGUGACCGUACGAUCCGCGAUGUUCGAAGCUGACUUUCCACUUCCACGCGUGCCUUUUUCCAUUGUGAUUUCCGCGAAUCUCACGAUUCGAUCGUUCGAGAUUACUAGAGUUUAGGAUACUUAGAAUCGACUGCGUAAAGUGAGAAACUAUCAUCGACAACAGUCGAGUCGUCUCGAAAGCGAUGCUAUUUUUAUAACGAUUUGUACAUUUAAAAUAUUCGGUCGAGCGAAUUCGUCGGCGAAUUCGGGACUUGUCGACGAUCGAGACGUUUCUAAUCGUCUCGAAUUUAGAGGGCGACGCCGCAAAGAGCCGGCCGGAUUCUCGCGAGAAUCGAACGUUCGCUCGACGCGACAGUGCGAAACCGGUCGAUUCUUCCGCGCGAGCGAGAGCGCGCCUCUUUCGCGAACGGUUCGAUGCAUAGAAAAUUGUUUGAAUUAAUUAGCGGCCUUGCAGCACGCGUUGAGUGAAUUGUUUCAAUGUGAUCGGUGGAUGUUGCGCAACGAAUGGUUGAACGACACCGAACUAUGUUACAGAUACUCGUUCGCCAAUAGAACCGCUGGAACUGAAAUCACCUGGAGACCGAACAAAUCGCCGCGCUCCUCCCGCGAACGUUUCCGAUCCCGAGUCCCGACUUCGCCCGUACAGUUCGUAGAGAUUAAAGAGACAGAGCAUAUUUUUUUACAAAGAUGUUCGAAACUCGAAGAGCGUCGCGCGGAUCGAGCGUUCCUGUUGUAAUUAUAGUCGAGCCAAAGGAUUAGGCUUCUCGAGGCCAGCGAGCGGUAGUACUACCACCCUGUCAUUUAGUUGGCCGAAACAGGGCCGGUAAUAGCGGCGAGAAGAAAGUGGAAGAUCGCGGCAACCGUUGUACACCGAGUAGAAACGUUCACGGGCGCACUCGAUUAACGCGAUUCGCAAUCGAAGAGCUUGGCCUCGAGCUGCUAAAGCCUUUCGUCGUGACUCCAGCGCGAACGAGCGAGAGCUUCAGCUUUGGCGCGUGUUUCGGACGCAUAUCUCGGAUAUGCACCGCGAAUCGAUUUCUCGAAACCGCGUCGAAUCCGGGGACGAAGCUCGACGGGAUACUUUUAGGAUCGAUCGCACGUCUCGCGACAUCCUUGCCGCUAAGACUCCCGUUCCGUGAUAUCUAGAAUUAUAGCGCUACCUCGUCGAGACAAAACGUCGCAUUCCGUGGCGUAUCGUUUCGUUUACGUUUCGUUUUAACGUAUCGCGAUCGCGUCUUGAGUCGCGGGAAAGACGCGCCGCCACCGCGUUCGCAAAUAUCCCGACGCGAUAGUCCGUCGUUGAUUGAUCUCCCGCGCGAGAUAACGGUAAGCCUGGCUCUGAAGAAUUUCGGCGCGCGGCGGUGUCGAUCGCGAAACUGCCAUUUCACUUUUCCAGGGUAUUUCGCGAGGCAACGACGACUGACAAGCGUCUUCGAAGCUAUAAGAAGCUGGGACUCCGUCUUUAUCCCUAUUAUACAUUCCUCGUUAACUGUAAGGCGAUAAAUGAUUCCUUUUCGUACCAAAAAACUGCCGGAGAGUCUCCGUUUUUUAUAGUCCGGGAGGCGUUAAUAGCGUUCUACGCUUUGACUCUCCGCGGUCGUCGCGGAGGACCGAUAGAAAGAUUGAUAAGAAAACCGAAUAGUAGUCGUCUAUCUUGCUGGAACGAUUCCAAACGGCCGACGAACGAGUCGUCUCCGCGGUUUCUAUCGUUCGCGUCGCUCGCACGCGUGCGCGACGGGACUCGCGUCCGCGCAAGUUAGCGGGCGCGUCUUUCCAAUUAAUUGUAUUAAUCGUCAAAUUGGAGGAUGCUCAAUUAAACCCAAUAAGUUAACUAUUAAAUAAUCGUUGCGAAUUGAGGUCAGCCGUCCGCGGCGCACAGCCGGUGUGCGUUCGAGUCGUAUCGCGCGCGGAGGCAAACGGCUGCGAGCCUGCGAUUACCGGUUUAACGUUAAGCAAAAUAUUUUCUAUUAACGACCGAGCUUGUUCCGUUACGAACUCACGCAGGUUUUCUUUAUUUCUGUCUCUUUCACUCUGUUUCUCUUUUCUCUGUCUUCCUCCUCGUUUUCUUUUCUUUGCGACGAUUGUAUGCUAACGACAAUACAAUCGAUACGUGAACGUACAGAAGCCGAUGUGUGUGUGUAUCUUUAUUCCUCGACCCGUUCCCCGCCACAAUUUGCCUUUCAACACUUUGUUCGCAGGUACGCUUCGGCGAAGCAGCUACCGAGGAACCUAUCCACGUGAUUCUCGCACCUUGACUCGACUUACCCACGUUUGACAGCUACCAAUAUCAACUGCAGUCGAUGUGGCAGAAGUGCUGGAACACCAAUCAGAGCCUGGUGCACAACCUACGUUUCCGGGAACGCGGCCCGCUCAAGUCCUGGAGGCCGGAAACGAUGGCGGAGGCGAUCUUCAGCGUCCUCAAGGAGGGAUUAUCCUUGAGCCAAGCCGCGAGGAAAUACGACAUCCCGUACCCGACGUUCGUUCUUUACGCCAAUCGGGUGCACAACAUGCUGGGUCCCAGCGCCGACGGCGGGGCCGAUCUUCGCCCGAAAGGAAGAGGCAGACCGCAAAGGAUCCUCCUCGGUGUCUGGCCUGACGAGCACAUCCGCGGUGUGAUCCGGGCCGUCGUUUUCCGCGACGGUCACUCCCCGCACAUCGUCAAGGAGGAACCGGCCUCGAUGUACCCAAGUUUGGCAAAUUACGCCGCCUGCAAUGGACCGGAAGGAGCGGUCAGCCCCGGAGCUGCAGCCGCGGCCGCGGUUGCCGCGGUCGCCCAAGGCUUGCGACACCAAAUGUGCAGCAUGGUGGCAGCGGCGCAUUCGCAACAACACGACAUGAUGGCGACGAAUCUCUCGACGAACCUCUCGACGAAUCUCUCGACGAGUCUUUCGUCGAACCUCCAGGCAGCGAUGCAGGCCAGCCAGCAUCAUCACAACAGCAACAAUAGCGGCGCCGUGAUCGGCAGCAACAACGGCAGCGGCGGCGGAGGCGUUCCCGGUCCCGGCAACAAUGGCAACUCGCCGUUGAAUCUCGGUUUAGCCAGCCCGGGAUCCGGUGGACCGCCGGAGAGCCCGAUGGAGAGUCCCCUCGCGAGUCCGUUGGGACCGUUGAUGGACCCUGGACACAUACCAAGCAGCGUGGAAGUCGGAAUCGGUGUCAGCGGAAUGACAUACAAGCCGACGCGAAGCUUCGUCAGCCCGCGGCCGGAGAAUCUCUUCCAAGAGGAUAUCGCGGAUCUCGUCAAGAGCCCCCACGGGCUCAAGGACAAGGAUAAAAUCCCCGUGAAGCUCGAGCCACUGACGGACUCUCGUUGCGAAUAGUAAGCCAGAGAUAGCCGAAUACGAAAGAGCUAAUCGUUGCCGGUUGGAUCGGCCGGAGAAUAAUCGGUCGCCUACCCAACUAGGAUCUUAGCAGCAGGCUACACCGUUGGGCCUCGUGGCGAGAUCCGCGAGCAGCGGCCGGCUCUUUCCGCGAAACCGAAUCUCCGAUCGGAGGGAUGCUCGCGACGCCACGGAUCACGCGAUCCGACUCGAUUAAAUCGGAAGAAAGGAGCCGGUCGGCAGAUUCAUCCGAUCACGACAGAGCUAUCGGUCUCGCGUCGCGCCGCAGCGAAUCGAAUCGAAUCGAAUCGAAUCGGCUCGGCUUGAAUCGGAUUCGGUUCGAUCGUGCGCGGUGCGGUUCGAUUCUUUCAAUGUCCCGCUUAGUCGCGAGCGAACUGUGCGACGAUUCGUUCUCGCGGCGACGCGAAAGUAUACCUAUUACGAUCUCGAAUGAGAUCGAGGCUUACAAUCAAAAUGAUGCAGAGAAGAGAAACGGAGAAGAGGAACCGUGAACGAGCGACACACGGAGUAGGGCUGCGGGGUCGCGAUCGGUGCCCGAUCCUCGAUACCAGACCGAAAAUUUUCUUCCCUCGCGACCUCGGGCACCGAUCGGGAUCGCGCGGCCGACUCUAGCUGUCCCAUAGGCAACCAGUUUCGUAGCCAGCUGAUCAAUCGAUGGUAAAUCGGAAAGAUCACGCUGUCAGACCGGAAACGGUCGUCGGUGGACUCGCGCGCGAGUCCAGCGGCUCCCGGAAAGUAUGUUGUAUUCACGAAGCAGAAGAGCGAGCACCGCGUGGCGCAGGGACACACGCUUAAACUCGAGAUUUAUAUAUCCACGCAUAUACGAUAACCGUACGUUUAAUGCCAAAUGUAUAGUAAUUGGCCGUGGGCCACUAUCCGCGUCGACUCGAUCGCCGCCGAGAUCGGACCGAUUCCUCGACGCGGACUAGAUGUUUCAGUUUUUGAUCGAGACGCGGCCCGUCGGAAGUCGCGACCCCGGGCGCGAGAAAAACCGGCUGAACGCCAGCUGGGUUCAGUCCGCUUCGAACAUAGGAAAUACACGCGAGAAGCGGCGCUAGUGUUCGAGGUACCGCGAGUAGUCCGACGGGUCCGAGAUGUACAAAAUUUGCUUACGAGUGUCUGUCGUACGAGAGAGAGAGGACGAUUAAAUCUUUACGGAACGAGAGAAGAAAGAGAAGCAUCGUUCGGCUCGAGCGAACACCUUAGGACGCGAAAGAAAGAACAACAAAAACCGAUUGCUAUACCUUAUUAAGUGUAAUGAUUGCCUUCCUGCCAUAUUUGGGGUAUGCCAAGUAUAAAAAUUAUAAGGUUUAGAGAUUAGGGAAACGAGAAAAUUAACGGCGACACACGGCCGCGGAAAUUCAUUGAAUUUGGAACUGGAGAACAUGUCGAUAGGUGUGUGAGUGUGCGAGAACGGCGUGCAUCCGUUAAACCGUGCGCGAGUCGACGAGAGAGACACUUGCUUGCCUGAGAUUCACCGAGAGAAUGGGGGCGUGACCGCGCGACCGAAUGAAUUUGUUUCGGAAAGAUCGUGCUAUUUUUCAAAAUUUUACAUAUUGCGCGUACGACUUUUCGCGAUGGGACCCUCGAUCCUCGACAAUCGAAGAACGAUGAGCGUCGAGUAGCCGUCGAAUCGAUCAUUUCGUCGGCCGGACCCAGCGAUCGGCCUGAUUCGGACCCAACUGAAGCCAAGGGUCUGCUUCUCUGAUUCGGAUUCGCGUCUACUCCUCGAUCGUUCUUGCCACUGGCUGUCGUUCAGAGAUAUCGUGCGACGUCCACGAGCGAGUUCGUUUCGGGCCUAGUCAUCCUAUCCCAGGGACAGAUAGCGGGAAGGACAGCGCGUGAAAGAAUGCGAGUGCGAGUGAGGCAGAGAAAGGGUGCUGGAAAAAGAACAAGGUGGACGGGGGGCACUAGUGUGAAAGAAAGAACGGAACUUUCUAGAAACAAAAAAAGGAGAGAAAGAGAGGGUGAGAAAGAGAAGGUGAGAAAGAGAGGGAGAGAAAGAGGGGGAGAGAAAGAGAGAGAGAGAGAGUGAGAGCGAGAGAAAGAGAGAGAAAGAAGAUGUUGAGAAAGAGAGAAAGAGAGAGGAAGCAGAUUUUUUAAAGUUGGCACACCGGUUCGAGUGACUCUUUGUAAGUAUUAAAAAAGUAAACAAAAACAAUUUUCGAAGUGGCCUUCUGUGAAAGGAAAAGACCAUCGCUUUUCGCUUUUGCUCGGAAAAUGGAGCGCAUAGGUUCGGUCAGUCGUAUUAUCCGCUUGUCUAGACAAUUUUUCGGAAAGACCGUUGUUCUCGCGCCACUCCCCUACCGGAAGCUUUAACGACGAACGGAGAAGAGGGAAUAAAAUGGUUCGUAGGAAAGUAUUCGAGGAGGAUCGAUUAGCAAGAUAUAUUAUUAUUAUCGGCCAUUAGAAAAAUAAAAAAUUUUCGGGGAAACUUUGAGACGCGUUAUUCUUGAUACGAAAGAUUUUUUUGGGGGGCGUGAUCGAAAAAGAAGAGAACCUUUUCGUGGCGUUAAUACAGUCGACGAGUGGUGAGAGUACCGAUCGAGCACGAUUUUAUUUUCCGCGUGAAUCGGAAUAAGGAAGAGGGGAUAGGAAACAAACGAAAAUACGGUAGAUCGCGAUCUUAAAAGAUUUUAUUACGAUUUAGGCUUAAUGUGUUCAACGAGAAGGUAAAUUUGAACGAAACCAACGGCGAGGGCGGAGCGAAAGAAGAUAUUCGUGAGCCGAAGCGAGGAGAUGGGAUUGGGUGGGGUAAAAAGGGGA